AUGCGUGCGCCUUUGUGGAGGCGGAGGAGCGGCAGCAGCAGCAAGCUGCUGCAACUGCACGCAAGCGGUUGCGUCAGCUGCAGCAGCAGCAGCAGCAGCGGCGCGAGGCCCUGGGACUCCCUAGCGAUGCUUCUGCUUCUUGUCCCGUGGCAAACAACCAAAGAAUGCAGGGAAGUGCUGCAGAACAAAGGCUCAGCUCAGUUCCUCUUAACCGGAUUCGCAGAUCCUUCUUGUGGCCGAGGGGAAGGCAUAGCGCUGCUGAAACGCGGCAGCAGAAGCCGCAGCAGCGCCAGCAAUCCCCUUGUCGUGCAGCAGCCGCUUAGGCGGCAUGCAGCGGGAGGCAUAGCUGGCACAGUUGAUGAUCUCCGAAAACUCGGAAUGAUGGAGCUCAGGGCCAGACUACUUCAGUACGGACUCAGCGACGCAGUCAUCCGGACAUUACCCAGGUGGGAUCAAGUUGCGUUGGUGCGGCAGUAUCGCGAUGGGUUCGGGGCUGAGGACGGCAGCAGCAAAGGGAGGGGCGCCGGGGUUCGAUUGCCUACAGAGGAAUACGAAGCAAAACUAUGCAGCAUUUUGAAGCGACAGCAGGCUGCCUUGCGGGCGGAUGAGCCCGUGGUUACUGACACGGAUGAUGAUAUGCCGCCGUCCACGCCGCACCAAUCACAGCAGCAUCAGCUUGGCGCAGACGCAGCUGCUGCUGCGGGCGCUGCUGCCGCAUCGGCAACUGGACAGCAUCAGCAAGGCGGAACGGGAGAAGAUGUCGCCGACGCCCUUUUCGCUGGCUGCGAGGAUUCAGACCACGAGUUCGCGAUCGAGUGCAUCCUGUGA
Molecule: messenger RNA, 828 nt
Organism: Eimeria mitis
Lineage: Eukaryota; Apicomplexa; Conoidasida; Eucoccidiorida; Eimeriidae
Exons: 4
Coding region: 1-828 (275 amino acids)
Biological process (GO): transcription by RNA polymerase II; RNA polymerase II preinitiation complex assembly
Cellular component (GO): transcription factor TFIID complex
Molecular function (GO): RNA polymerase II general transcription initiation factor binding; histone acetyltransferase activity; RNA polymerase II general transcription initiation factor activity
Source: RefSeq, a predicted model, not a curated record